UCUAUGUCCAUCUCACAUGCCCAGUGUUGUCACACAGCUAAUAAAGAUCCCUGUAGCUCUCUACUGCCAAGAUGUCCAGUAACACACUGCCCCAUUUGUCCUUGGAAUCCAGAUUCCACUUGUAUGCCCUUUAUAUCCUCAGCAAAAAGGAAUUUUAUUGAUUCAUCAUCAGAGGCUUCCAGCGUUGUGAGGGGGGCUCGUGUGUUGGCAAGGAAUGAAGCUGAUGGCUAUUACUACCUGGGACACAUUGCCCAAGAGGUGAAGGGCUCCAGGGAACGCUUUUUAAUUGAGUUUGACAAAAGCCAUGCUCUGAAAGGCAAGGUACAGCUUCGCCUGCAGGAAACGCCUCUCUACGACAUUCUCCACUACGAAGAUGCCAGGCAACGGCCUCUUGCUCCAGGAGACAGGGUCUUGGCACCAUGGGAGGCCAGAGCUGAACGUUUUGGCCCAGGCACUGUGCUAAAGGUUGUGGAGAACAAGGAGGCACAUUUAGCACACAACAGAAGAGUGAUUGUGAAUUUCUGGAAUGGACAGACUAAGGACCUGUCUGCUGACCAAGCUCUGUGGAUCCCUCUGCCCUUAAGCGAACGCAUCAUCCUAGAACUGCAGAUGCCUUUAGCAGCCAGGCAGAUGGUGGUAGAUUCAAGCUUGGAUUACCCAUACAUCGUGACCCCAGGCUAUAGAGCCUCAGGCCAUCACAGAUGGGGUCACUCACACCUGGAACAUUGUCCAAGGGGUCUAUAUUUGAGUGAGCCAUGCACUAAAUGCAGCUGUAGGUGUACCUCUCUUCCCCAUUGCUGCCUUUCAGCUGGGGAACCCACAUGGCCUGCAGGAUGCAAAGCACAGCAGGAAGAUGCUUUUGUCCCUGGAACAGACUUGACAAAACAAGAGCUUAGCAAGAAAAUAGAAGAGCAGCUGUCUGAAAUGAUACUUUCAUCUACAGAAAGUGUUUCCAGAGAGGAAGAAAAAAAGGAAGAGAAGAAACCGGAGACAGAAAAUGUUCCAAGAGAUACUCAGUCUUGUUUGGAAGAAGACAAUGAGCUUAUAGAACCUAAGAAGAAAUCAAUCCUUAAUGGUAGAGCUCAGAAGAGCUGGAAAGAAAUGGCCUUCAACAAAGCCAAGAUUGAGCACAAAAGGCGGCAGGAGGAGCAGAGACAGCUGAAGAGGGAGCAGCAGCAGGAGGCAGACAGUAUCCGACGCCAGCUGUGCAGGGACAACCAGAGGCAGCAAUUGCAUCAGAGAAGAUUGCAAGAGCUGGAGAAACAGCUGGAGCACAGAGACAGAGCUUUGCAGCACAUGGCACUGCUCCAGGCUGCAAGGGCAGAGAAGAGCAGGAAGGAAUCCUCCUUGACAGAGGAGGAGAAGAGGAAGGCAAGUCAGAGGCUGCAGUUUUUAAAGACACAGUAUUUGCAGAGGGAGGAGUUGCAGGCAGAACGCAAUGAAAGGAGCUUUGAACAAGAGAAAGAAAGGCUGGAUUUUCUGCGGAGCAGAAUGCAGUCACGGCAGGAAGCACUGGAACAAGAGUUACACAAGCAGGCCAGGCAACAAAAACAGCACCAGGCUGCCAAAGGGAGAGUGUUCCAGAGCAGAGACCGUUCGCACCAGAAGAUGGAAAAAGAAGGCCAAAAGCUCUGUGAACUCCAGCAGUACCUCAGAGAACAGAAUCUUUUGAUGCUCCGUGCAUCACUGCUAGCAUAAGGAAGCAGCAGAGUAGACACUGACAUCACAUGGCCUUUCCAGCAGCAGGGCUGCAGAAGGGAACAUAUAUGGAAGAUCAAGAUGUUAAUCCACUCCCUCCACUUCUCUGGCAAAACCUGGCAGAUUCUGCAAGUCUCUGAAAUGCAAGAAGCUCCCAGGCAGGCCUAACUUGCAGCAGAAGCACUCCUGACCAGGGAGUGGCUGCCAGUGUUUCCUGUUUGACACCUUCUGUUCCCUCAAUUCUGGCAGCCGCCUUGCUGUAGCUGUGUUGGGUAUAGCUCCCACAACAGCAAAGCUCUCCCCUCUUAGGAAGGUUCAUAAGGGGAAAUAGAGAGAAAGCUGUCAUUUCAUCCAUCAGACUCUCCAGUUGUCUCCCUUCCCCAGCCUCAGCUUCCCAGCCAGAUGAGAGA
This is a messenger RNA of Dryobates pubescens (Downy woodpecker), 2108 nucleotides long. RefSeq lists its product as uncharacterized. The transcript has 8 exons. The record is from RefSeq and is a predicted model, not a curated record. NCBI's taxonomy places the organism in Eukaryota, Metazoa, Chordata, Aves, Piciformes, Picidae. Bases 4 to 1698 code for a protein of 564 amino acids.